Messenger RNA from Pseudocercospora fijiensis CIRAD86, 3254 nucleotides. RefSeq lists its product as uncharacterized. Gene Ontology annotation, biological process: translational elongation. NCBI's taxonomy places the organism in Eukaryota, Fungi, Ascomycota, Dothideomycetes, Mycosphaerellales, Mycosphaerellaceae. Bases 557 to 3160 code for a protein of 867 amino acids. The record is from RefSeq and is a predicted model, not a curated record. The transcript has a single exon. Gene Ontology annotation, molecular function: GTPase activity; translation elongation factor activity; GTP binding.
AAAAUUGUCCCAGCAAUAAUGUGUUUGCAACAUGGAAACUGCCAGGCAUUCAAGGGAUAGUUCUACAUACAUACAAUGAUCAAGUCGAAGUGGAGGGGCCGGCUCAACCUGAGGCUCCACUCGAUCUUGCCAAGGAAUUCCCGACCUCGUCUCUCUGAUGACUGACUUCGCAAGUCCGUGACUCCAUCACGGCAACAAGAUCAUCAUGCUUGCCCACCACAUGGCUUGAGCUGAACCGCAACACACCAAAUCUAUCAUAUCCAACCGCAGAAUCAUCACAAUGUCCAAAUCGAUGGCACAGCUAUUCAGAAUCCACCACUCUCACACGAACACGCGGUCUUUAGCGAAACAAACGAGAUUCAAAAGAGCAAGAUAUUGGCGCUGCUCAUGAAGAGAGCGAGAUCGAGAUCGAGAUCGUACUGUCGUUGAAGAUUUUCGCCAUCUGUGGAACGAUUCCAAUAUCGCGUCUGGCAGCACAAUCGUGCCCGUUGGUAUAAAGAUUGCACACUCAGGGCGUGUGAAUGCUUUGGACACACCCUUGCACAUCGAGAUUGAGAUGGCGUCUAUCUUCACAUUCAACGAUGAGCCCGUCCGUGUUGCCUCCCCAUGGCUUCAGGGCGCGGACAGCGGCUCGCAUACGCCAAACGAGGUGCCAUUAGCCGGUAAUGAAAGCUCGCCCGGUGUCGCAACUGCCUCUCAUGAUCAAUCCCCAGGCUCCGCCAAAGUCACCCGCCUACAAGCAGAACCUCAGGAAGGACCUGUGGAAUACAAGUUGCAUCUUCUGCUUCGUCCUCGACGGAAGUUCAGAUCAACCAGCACUGGCAACCACCUAUCUGGAUCAAAGCAUUCAAAGUACGGGAGCUCCAAAUCCGCAUCGCGAAGCGUGUCGGAGCCUAUAUCGGAGUCAGCAGCCGCGAGCACAGUGACUCCCCCACUUGCUUCUACCCAGCAGACCAGACAGCACCGCCUGCAACAGCUGACCACGCAGCUGCUUUGGCGCUUGCAGCAGUCCUCACCACACCAUACCUCACGCGCACCGAGUACCAUCCUUCCAUCGCUACCCGAGGCUCUUCCAGAACUGCAAGUGCCUCAGCAGCCAGAUAAGCUUCUGCAUGGCUUGGAAGAAAGCCAAGGUGCUUUGUAUGAGAUCGGUGUCUCCGAUGAUGGAGCUCUCGUGGGACUGGCCGAGGAUGAGAUGAACGAAAGUAUUAACAACCUACGUGCUAUGGCUGCAUGCCUUGGUUGCACUGUUGACGUGCUGCGUUGCGAAGUUGUUGGCGAGGCCGAAUGGCUAGACGAUACUGUCAUUGGCGGUGAUCAGCGAAAGCUGCGUCGUUCUGGCAAGCUUGUGGUUGCUGAAGCAUUUGUGAAGCCCUUUCUUCAGCCUGCGAGUCCGACUUUGGCGGGUAAGGAUCAACCGAAGAACGGUAAAGUACAUUCUGUGCUGCCAAGUGCUGCGGAUGUUGCGCCGCCUUCUACGGACCAGCUUCGAAUCACUCUGACUGGUCCUACCAUGAGCGGAAAGUCCUCUCUGCUUGGAGUCUUGACCACUUCAACGUUAGAUAAUGGUCGCGGUAGUAGCAGACUAAGCAUGCUUCGGCAUAGCCAUGAGAGAACGUCCGGGCUUACUAGUUCUGUAACCCAAGAACUUCUGGGAUAUCGAGACGCCACCGAUGGAGCUCUCGAUGUCGUCAACUAUGCCACUGCAAACGUGGCGUCUUGGGUCGACAUUCAUGACACUUCUGCUGGAAGUAGAUUAGCACUGAUAUCCGACUCUGCGGGACAUCCUAGAUACCGUCGAACUACGGUCAGAGGCUUAGUUGGAUGGGCACCUCACUGGACGCUAUUAUGCAUCCCAGCUAACGAUGCUGAGGAAUUAACUGGCAGCAACGGUGGCUCAACAUCAGCCCAGCACUUUCCUGUACCGUCUGACAUGGACCUCUCUGGCGCACAGCUUGACUUGUGCCUGCGACUAGGUCUUCCGCUAGUGAUAGUGAUCACCAAACUCGACUUGGCGUCUCGUGCAGGCUUGAAACAGACCCUAACCAAAGUCCUCGAUGCGCUCAAGGCUGCAGGCAGAAAGCCAGCGAUGCUUCCCAACAAGUCUGGCGUGGUCACUCAGGCCAACCUGCAGACAGUUGAUACUGCUUCUCUUGACGCUGCUUACAAUGCCUCACUCCCAUUACUGAACGAUCCGGCCGGCGCUGUGCCAAUAGUCUUAACGAGUGCCGUUGAUGGCACUGGCAUCGGCAACUUGCAUGCACUCUUACAUGAAUUGCCGAUAGCGGAUUUCAAGGCCGAGGAUAUGCCCGAUGGCCUGCCUGUCUUCGAUGUUGAAGAUAUUUACACCAAGCCCGCAGAAGUCGAAGGCGUCAUUGUCUCCGGCAGACUCCGAAAAGGCCAAAUAUCUGUUGGCGACGUCCUUGUCAUUGGCCCUUUCUCAAGUACAGACAGUCAAGAUGAUUCCGAAGACUCGGACGAGAGGCCAUUUCGCAGGAAUUCGUCACACUUACCAACCUCUCGCUCCUUCCCAGGCGCGCUCCGCAACUCGCUUCUUGCCCCACCCAUCUAUCAGCUGCCUAACCAGGAGUGGCGGCGUGUCAAUGUGGUCAGUAUCAGGAACCUGAGACUCCCAGUGCACACAUUGCAUGCAGACCAGAUUGGCACUCUUGCGAUCACACUGGAAGACAACAACGAUGCCACAUCAUCUGCUCUGCAUCGCCUCCGGAAAGGCAUGGUUCUCGCGACGAUUCAACCCGCCGCAACCCGCACAUUCACGGCUCAAUUCAAACGUGAAGAUUUGGAGUCGCUCGGCGUGGGAAGCCAUGUCAUCGUCUACAUUUCGAGCGUGCGUGCGUCAGCGAGAGUCGUCUCAGCGCGUGCUCCGGACUCGCCAGAUCUACCCAAGACAGAUGUCACUCCAGACGAAGACUCAUACCUUCACAAACCUUUCUCAUUCGACGACCUCGACGGUGUUUCGGCCAGCCCCAAACUCGCCGGCAUGAUCACGGCCCCAGACCUUCUGGUGAUAUUCUCGUUUGACGCUGCAAAAGAGUUUGUCAUGAUCGGAGACCGCAUCUUGGUCAUGCCAGGAGGUGGUCACGGUCAUUUUGGAGGUCUUGAAGGCUUCGUAGGUGUCGUCACCGAUACAAGAGGAUGAAGGAGCAGAGAGCAAGCCACCCACCCACCCAAUCGCACACAUUCCAUAUUUUGGCUCUAUCUCAAAUCCUCGCGUUCAUGCCUUUUCUUCCUCC